Messenger RNA from Paramecium tetraurelia, 969 nucleotides. RefSeq lists its product as uncharacterized. Gene Ontology annotation, cellular component: plasma membrane; cytoplasm. The transcript has 3 exons. The record is from RefSeq and is a predicted model, not a curated record. Gene Ontology annotation, molecular function: protein binding; calcium ion binding. Gene Ontology annotation, biological process: endosomal transport; endocytosis. Lineage: Eukaryota; Ciliophora; Oligohymenophorea; Peniculida; Parameciidae.
AUGUCAAUUUAAUAUACUUCUGAUGAAUAACUCACCUUCCAAUAUUUCUUUACAAUCUGCGAUAAAACAGACUAAGGAAUACUCAGAAAAGAUAUGGCGACCAAUUUUUUAUAGGCAAGUGGUUUAAAUUAACAAAUCUUAAAAACUAUAUAUGAGAUAGCAUCAUCUAAUGAUAAGAUAUUCACAAAAGAUGAAUUUUUUGCUGCUCUUAAAUUGAUUGCAUUAGCCUAAGAUGGUUACUAUCCAGAGCAGAAAUUACUUACACAAAAUAUCCCCACUCUCCUGCCUUAAAUCUAAGGUUACUAACAUCCAAUUUACGAUAUCCCUGAAGAAUAGAUGAGAAAAUACGAAACCUAUUUUGUCAAGUUGGAUAAAGAUGGCAAUUAAACAAUCAAGGGUAAGCAUGCAAAAGCCUUAUUUUCUAAAUCUGGAUUGAGUCAAGAUAAAUUAAAAGAAAUAUGGAAUCUAUGUGAUAUUGGGGAAAAGGGUCAUUUAAGCAAAGGAGAAUUUAUUGUUGCUUUUCAUUUGGUUUUAUUGUGUUGUAAAUGUAAAUACCCUCUACCAACCAGGCUACCUGAUUCUUUACUUCAGCUUGCUGCAAGAAUCUCCAUUAACCCAAGGAUUAGAUUGGAGUCAAAUCAAAAUGCCGUUCCUCAAUAAAGACUUGGUUCCAAUUCCAAUCUACUCAAUUAACCUAGAUAAAGAUUAGGAUCAGAUGCCAAUAAUGGAAUUCAAUAGGUUUAAAAUUUUGACUAGAUACAAUAAGUAAUUGAACCAUUAAAUGCGAAUAUAUUACCAGGGUAUGAUUAAAAUGAAAUGAAUUCGAUGCGAUAAUAAAUUAAUGAUUCUACUUAGCAAGUUUACAAAAUGUAAAAUUAGUUUAAUGAAUUUUACUAAAACAAUACACUUUUAAACAAAGAAGAGAUGUAUUAAUUGCAAGCUUAGAAUGAUAAGUAAAUGAAUGAUUGA